Molecule: messenger RNA, 996 nt
Organism: Penicillium vulpinum
Lineage: Eukaryota; Fungi; Ascomycota; Eurotiomycetes; Eurotiales; Aspergillaceae
Product: phosphosulfolactate synthase
Exons: 5
Coding region: 1-996 (331 amino acids)
Source: RefSeq, a predicted model, not a curated record
AUGAUAUUUGUUAACUCACUUAAAAAUGGGCGUGUAAUGAGCCGCACCUUAUCACAAGUGGCCAUUGCAUUGUCCACCCCAUCCAGGCCCUUUUCCACCACGUCGAGCAUAUACCAAGGGGUUACUCUUCUGCAAGACAAGCAAAAUGGCUUUGGCUUCGCACGGUCAAACCCCAGACCUGCCAAGCCCAGAACGAAGGGAGUCACUGAGAUCCGAGGCCCAUACUACUCAAUAUUCUCGAAACGUAAUAUUACACAAUCCCCCAACUACUUCACCAAAUGGAAUCUAACAACAAUCGAUAGAAUGGGGGACCAUGUAGAUGGUCUCAAGUUUGCCGGAGGUGCUUUUUCUCUCUUUCACGAGAAACCACUGCGGGAAUUGGUGGAUCUUGCUCACGAGCAAGGCGUGUACAUCUCAACGGGUGGAUGGGCUGAGCAUCUCCUCACACACCCCGACCCAAAUACGGUAUUUGACCGUUAUUUGAAGAAAUGCAAGGAUCUCGGACUCGAUGUCAUUGAACUAUCUUCCGGUUUUCUGUCAUUCCCGGAGGAUGACUGGCUCCGUCUUAUUGACAAAGUCCACUCAUACAAGUUGGAACCAAAGCCUGAAUUGGGAAUUCAAUUUGGAGCUGGUGGAGACACACCUGCUUCGGGGCUUGAAGCAAUUGGAACAUCUGAUCCUGGAAAAUUGGUGAAUUUGGGUCGUAGAUUUCUUGACGCUGGUGUGAAGCGGUUGAUGAUUGAAUCAGAAGGUAUCACUGAAAACGUUAACUCCUGGCGGACUGAUGUGGUGUCGAAGAUUAUGAAGGAGCUUCCUCCUGAGCGUGUCAUGUUUGAAGCUGCAGAUCCCAAGGUUUUUAAUUGGUACGUCCGUGAGUUUGGAAUUGAUGUCAACCUAUUUGUGGAUCACAGCCAGAUUGUGCAGUUAGAAUGCCUGCGGACUGGCAUCUGGGGUACUGCCGACACCUGGGGCAAGAUAGUGUCAUUCCGACCAUGA